UGUGUCGGGGUUAGAGGCAUUGGCCGAGGUGUGGUGGCUAAGACGUCUGGGCUAUGGCCGGGGCUAGGACCCGAAGCUGCGGCUGGGGCUCGCGUCUCUGCCGUACGCGGCGCAGUUGCCCCGGGGCUCCGCGGCGAGCAGGGCCACGGGGUACGAAGAGCCGAGAGGGAGGCCCCCAUACCCCCACCGACUACGCUACGCCACUCGUCGGGCCCGAGCUCGUCGCGUCUGGGUUAGGCUUGGGGCUCAGCGCCUUGGGGUUUUGGUCAGGGCUGGAGUUGGAGUUCGGGUUCGAGGCGCUCCAUGCGCUCCGCAGACCCCGUCGCUGCUGUCCCCGAUGGCCGCCGCCUGCUGGUGCAGUUCCGGGACGAGAAGGGAGCCGCGCUGGCGGCGCCGCUCGACCUCCCCGCGGAUAUCAACGCCCAGCGCCUGCAGCUCGUGUGCGACGCGCUGCUGCCUUCGGACGACCCCGCGCCGCUCGCCUUCUACGUGCACGAGGUGGAGAUCGUGGAGUCGCUGGAGCGCUCGCUGCAGCAGGCCCAGCCGGCCGCCGAGACUGAGCGAGCACUCGACGUGGUGUGCCAGCCGCAGGCGACGUUCCGCGUGCGCGCCGUCACGCGCUGCACCAGCUCGCUGCAGGGCCACGCCGAGGCCGUCAUCUCCGUCGCGUUCAGUCCCAACGGGCGGUUCCUGGCGAGCGGCUCGGGCGACACCACCGUUCGCUUCUGGGACAUCAGCACGGAGACGCCGCACUUCACGUGCACAGGCCACAAGCACUGGGUGCUCAGCAUCGCCUGGGCUCCUGACGGGAAGAAGCUGGCGUCUGGAUGCAAGAACAGCCAGAUCUUGCUGUGGGACCCGGAGACGGGGCGGCAGGUGGGGCGCGCCCUGACGGGGCACACCAAGUGGAUCACGUGGCUGUGCUGGGAGCCGCUGCACCUGAACGCGGAGUCACGGUUCUUGGCGAGCGCCUCAAAGGACGGCACGGUGCGCGUUUGGGACACGGCACGCGGGGCGUGCGAACGCGUGCUCGCGGGCCACACGCACUCCGUCACGUGCCUGCGCUGGAGCGGAGAGGGCCUCCUCUACUCCGCCUCGCAGGACCGCACCGUCAAAGUUUGGAGGCCGCACGACGGCGUGCUGUGCCGUACCCUGCAGGGCCACGGACACUGGGUGAACUCGCUGGCGCUGAGCACCGACUACGUGAUGCGCACGGGCGCCUUCGAGCCCAAGCACGCCACCAUCGUCCCACGCAGCAGCACCGCCUCCCUGGACGAGCUGAAGGAAAAGGCGCUGAAGCGAUACAACCAGGCCAAGGACGUGCAUGGCGAGGAGCGGCUCGUGUCGGGCUCGGACGACUUCACGCUCUUCCUGUGGCACCCGGUGCUGGACAAGAAGCCGGUGGCGCGCAUGACGGGCCACCAGGCGCUCAUCAACGCCGUGGCCUUCUCCCCCGACGGGCGCAUCCUCGCCAGCGCCUCCUUCGACAAGUCCGUCAAGCUGUGGGACGGACGCACGGGGAAGUUCCUGGCGGCGCUGCGCGGCCACGUGAGCGCCGUCUACGCGGUGGCGUGGUCGGCCGACAGUCGGUUGCUGGUGAGCGGCGGCAGCGACAGCACGGUGAAGGUGUGGGACGUGCAGACGCGCGCCCUCUCCGUCGACCUCCCGGGCCACGCCGACGAGGUGUUUGCGGUGGACUGGAGCCCGGAUGGGCAGAGAGUAGUCUCUGGCAGCAAGGACAAGAUGCUACGGAUAUGGCGGAAGUGAAUGCGGCCUGCCUGCCUGCCUGCUUCCUGCCGCGGGAGAAUCGCCAGUGGGGGAAGUUCGCCGCUCUCGGGGGGACCGCGACCGCGCCGCUCCCGGUCUCCGCCCGCAAAGUCCGCCGUGGCUGCCCCGCCCUGUGUACCUGUUGCCUCCCCUACCCACCCCUGUAUCUUAGUGGGCGAAGAGGCUCGUAUAUGAAGGCCCAGGGCAGGCACGAGGGGUCUGCGCGACGGUGCACGCGCCGUGGGAUCGGGCGGCCCGCGACCCAGCGACGCCGGUUAGCGAUCGGGACGAGCGAUGCUUUUUCUACCGGUGUGUUUCGUAAUGUAAAUACUCGUUUUACCAAUUGAUAAAUAAAACGGCGUUACCUUUGGCAUCGUUUCUGGGCGAUGACGUGUUACUGCGUGGCAUCAGUAGGGGGCGCGCGUGAAGAUGUGUCGAUUCGUCCGUUGAUAAUUAUCGGCGCUCGCGGUACACGGACCAAAACGCGCACGUAGGUUUUUUUUUUGCAGCAAAUGGGAUUCGCAGGUGAUUGUUGAGUUGGGUCACAAUGAGUUAACCAAACGUGACACAUUCUCCAGUAACACUGGCCUCAAAAUAAUAAAAUAUACGAGGCGACGUUUCAGGCAAUGGGCCCUUCCGUCCAGCAGAGACGCGAAGACCGGCCAUUGCCGAUUGAAUAUUUUAUUUCUUUUAAGGCCACAGUGCUAUUGACGAAUGUGUUAUUUGUUCAUUAUGCACCACUGCCAAACGCAGCAGCAGUAGCAGCAAAUUAUUUGUCCAAAUUUAUGUCGUAAAGACCCCUCUGCCACCCGAAAGCCAAACAAGUGUGUUCGUUUCGUGCCCCAAGCUUUUGACGACGCGCCAGUGACUCUUGUUUUGACUCUCCGAUGAGAAUCUCGUUCCCCGCAGCCUCGGGCGGUGUUGCCGCGUGCGUGCUUGGAGUUUGGGGAGUGUGCGUUGGUGGCGACAGCUUCCCAUUAUCGAUUGCCUGAGGUUGAAGGAACUGGGGGGGGGGGAGUUCCUCAAUGUUUGGUGAUCUCACUGCAACACCUGGACAUGACGUCCUGUUGCGCCAAGUGGCCAGUCUUGUGCCCGCUGGCGCAAGGCAAGCUAUCGGCGGCGGUAGAUCGGCAUUGGCACAUCUGAGGGUGACCGCGGUUUACGUCAGCGGUGUGCACACGGCGUGCUCGUCAAAGCCAUGACUGACGCUCAGUGUUUCUUGUAAAGAUUUUAAUAAACCGUAAAAAAAAAUAACUUUAAAUAUUUAGUCAUUAUAGCUUUAGCACUGUCACAAGAAGACGGGUGAAACAGGUGUUUUUUUGUAAAAGCACUGAUGUCCUGGGUCUGAGUCUGAGCAUAUGAACAUGGCUCGACACACUUCUCCGGCGAAGCUGCUGUCAACACAAAAUCGUACAAAAGUCACAUAAUUUAGAUGAAUUCCCGCUCUGAAACCUAAAACACUUUGGUUUCAUUGACAUGCAAACAAACACUCAAUAAAAGCUAUGACCCCACUGUGGAUAAAGGAAGAGCCGAGUGAAGCGACUUCAUUCUCUUCCGCAUAGCAGGACAACUUCAUUCUCUACCACGGCGUGGUGCACCGCUAGCCCUGCGGAGUUCCGAAUGGAAAUGUCUUCGUCUCAUGCCGUGACGCUGAUGGCACAAUUAGAAAGUAAUUGGGGACAUAACGAAAAAAAACCCACCGUGGAAUCUUGACCAGUCCUUCCCCCGGUGCCGCCCUCGGCCACACUCUCGCAACCGCUAUAGCAGUAGAGCGAGCGUGACGGCGAGCGUGACGGCGAGCGGACCGGCCCCCCGCGAGGCGAGGGUGGAAGCCGCGGCGCCGCCUUUGUCGAGGCCGCCUGCGUUGUCUCCGCACGCGAGCCAGUCUGUGAUGGGGCGUGGGUACCCCGGCUCGACACUCAGCAUCUUGUCUGACAGCUGCCAGUAGCUGGUGUCCUUGAAGAAGAAGCUUGAUCCUGCGGGCGGCAUCCACACGCGUAUCGCACGGCACCGUCAACGGCCUAAUCUACCAGUGAUCGCAUCUCCCGGAGGACCCGGUGUCUUCCAAGGUCCAGGUUUUAGCAGGGUGCUCAUGUAUCUCAGGUGUUCCAGUCUUACCUGGGCACCUAAUCUCUCCCAGGGGUGUUUCAGUCUCAAGCAGAGACCUCGCCUCUCUCAGUGGACCCAACUUCUCCCAAAAAGCAGUCUACCAAGGACCUCUGCUUCCCCAGGAGUUCCAGGCUCUACCAGGGACCAAAUAUCGUGCAAGGGACCUAGUCUCUACCAGGGGGACCAGCCCCUCCCAGGGUUCCCGUGUCACCGCCGCCCACCGUUGUUCCAGCUGAAGGCGUCGGUGAUGCCGUUGGGCAGGCCCUUCCACAGAGUCAGCUUCUUGGGGUAGCCGGACUCGACGCGGCGCAGUCUCUCGUCGUAGCGCCAGAAAUCGUCCUCGCGGAAGAAGUACGUCUUGCCGUUGUGGUACCACUCGAAGGCGGCGUGCACCCCCGAGGGGGGCAGCCCCAUUUCUGUCACCCGGUGGGGGUUCCCCUUGUCUGCUUUGGUGUUCUCAAACACCCAGAAAUCGCCACCUGCGUGUGGCAGACGUCGUGGUUAUGCACCUGGUUACGCACCUGGUCAUCAACUUGGACACACCUGGUUGCACACCUGGUCACGCACUUGGUUAGGCACCUGGUUAAACACUUGGUCAUAUUCCUGGCUAUGCCCCUUACAAACCCCGGCCGAUCUUCGUCAGUAAUGCUUGGCGCGCGACUUUGGUUUCAUUUUCAAAAUGUGGCUGCUUGAGCACAAGCCCACAAUACCAAGUGGGCAGCAGCGAACAGACCGAGGGAAGGUGUAAGAGAUUAAGGGUUGACGGGUUUCUUGAAUCGACAAGGGUCGUCGGACGUUGGGAAAAGAUUAUAUUUAAAAAUGCACAAAAACUUCUAAAGAGCACUCGGACUGUGUAUUAUCCAAAAAACAUCAGUUCCUGAAAAAAUGCAUUGUGUUUCUCUUGGGUUACCACCACAAUAAAUGUGAGCAAAUGUGACCGACUGA
Petromyzon marinus (sea lamprey) is the source of this 4821-nucleotide messenger RNA. RefSeq names its product notchless homolog 1 (gene NLE1). NCBI's taxonomy places the organism in Eukaryota, Metazoa, Chordata, Hyperoartia, Petromyzontiformes, Petromyzontidae. Gene Ontology annotation, cellular component: nucleolus. The record is from RefSeq and is a predicted model, not a curated record. Gene Ontology annotation, biological process: ribosomal large subunit assembly; Notch signaling pathway. Gene Ontology annotation, molecular function: protein binding.